AACAUUACGGCGGUGGACGUGCAAAAGUGAUGUUAUGUAUGCGAAGUUUUAUGCCGAAUUUUUAUAACUGCGUCGAAAUUUCCAACUGAAUUAAUUCUUCAGCUUAUUAACGCGAGUGGACUCCUAAUAGAGUUAUAAUUAAGUUGUGUUAGUUCAAGAAGCGUAUUGAGAUAAUUUAGUAUACGUGCGGUGUGUGGUUCGUUGCUAUAAGUGGUGGUGCAUUUUGUUUAUUUAUAGACCGUCGCAAUUUGCAGACAUGUAAUUAUUUUGGUGGCGCUAAAAUGUCUCAAAGGGAUACAGCAAUACAUCUUCUGGCCGGAGGAGUGGCCGGAACAGCGGGAGCGGUGGUGACAUGUCCACUAGAGGUGGUUAAAACCAGGCUACAGUCGUCCAAGGGUGUUGGGGUGCCGCCGACGCAGCCCCCGCCCUCCGACAGCAAUGCGGCAAAGGCCAAGAGAGGCUGCUCUAAAAUUCCUAAGCAUCAGGAGGUUAAAUGGGGCUACCGACGUACGAUGGGCGCCAUGUUCGCGUACAGCCAGCAGCCCGAUCGAAUGCUGAUGUCGUACAAUUGCCAGGUGCAGCCGUGCGCGCGCGUCGGCACCGCCCGACCUGUUUCGAGGAUGAGCCUUAUACAGUGCAUCAGACACAUUGUCCAAACUGAGGGCACAAAGGCGUUGUUCAAGGGCUUAGGGCCGAACAUUGUGGGCGUGGCUCCGUCCAGGGCUAUAUACUUCUGCACAUAUUCACAAGCCAAGGCUAUAUUGAACCAGAACAUAGCCCCCGACACGCCCAUAGUUCAUCUAUCGGCCGCUAGCGCUGCAGGUUUCGUGUCUUGCACAAUGACCAAUCCGAUAUGGUUCGUAAAAACGAGGCUGCAACUGGACGGACAGAACGUGACUGCCGUACAAUGUAUAAAAAGGAUAUAUGCUAAAUCGGGUAUUAUAGGCUUCUACAAAGGCAUAACGGCAUCCUACAUGGGCAUAAGCGAGACAGUAGUCCACUUCGUACUGUACGAGGGUGUGAAAGCGCGGUUAAUGGCGGCUCGGGCUCAAGACGGUGUACCGAGCGACGCUCGGACCCCGCGCGACUUCUUAGAGUUCAUGGCAGCGGGCGCCUUCUCCAAGACGGUCGCUUCUUGCAUCGCGUAUCCACAUGAGGUGGCGCGGACACGACUGAGGGAGGAAGGCGACAAGUACCGCAAAUUUUGGCAAACGCUGCACACUGUUUGGAUGGAGGAGGGCUGUCGUGGCGUCUAUAGGGGCCUCGGCAUACAACUCGUCCGCCAGAUCCCCAACACGGCGAUAAUGAUGUCCACAUACGAAGCUGUCGUGUACUUGCUCACGACCCAUUUCAACAGUUCCUUCUAUGAGAACACUUAGCUGAACCCGUUUGAGAUUACGUGUUGACAUUAGUCUAGGAUGCUCAGGAGUUUAACCAUGGAAUCAUAAAGGCUGGCUAGGAUUUUUAGUAGAGAUGCCAGUGUACCAAAAACUUACCCAGGGCACAGAAUAUAUAAUAGUACUAGGUACAGAAGAUUCACUAUCUAAUAAAACGCGACUACUACGCGCAAGGCGGCGUUGGCACGCGCUUGCACCCGCAGACGUCCGUUCCGUAGCGGUGCGCGGCAAUUACUAUGGCAAAACCUCAAAAUUGAGGCGGCCGCAGGUACUUGUAGCGACGCGACGAAAUCGCGGAGUGAGACACGCCUGCCCAGGGCUAGCACUGGUUAUCUUGAUUGGUGUAAGUCGCACCCGUUUACUUUUAAAUCAUUUGAAAGAAUUGGGUAGUGUUUCUUGCUUAAAACUUGAUUAGUGUAGCUAAGGACGAGUGUGAUUCUCUAACUUUGCUCUGGUAGAAAGUCGAUGUUUGAUCGGAAUUUGUACGGAAGUUUGGAAUCACAGUUCAGUGACAGCUACUGAUACAACUUUCUUACAGUCUAUAUAAUAAUCUGGCAUAAAGUACUGUAAAGUCUUAUUGAUAGAAGAUUAUGUUCCUACAGUUCUGGAUAAAUGUAGGAAUUUUAUAUAACAUCAGAAUGCAAUUGAUUCCUGUGUAGGCCUCAGUACAUCUCAUGAAUCGAAAACACAUCUUAUUCCUUAUAGAACCGUUAUAAGGUUUAGAAGUAUUAGUAACCUGAGCUACGUAAUUACUAGGAAUCUUAAAUAAUUUUUGUUAUUAAAAUCGGCUACACAGUUUGCCCUUGAUACCAAUAUUAAAUGUGUCUGAAACUGGAAACAUUAAACAUGUAAAUAAAAUAAAUUGUUUAUAUUUAACAGGUUCUGAUUGUAAUGUAACAUACAAGAUCUGGAACUGAUAAGUUAUUGCAUGGUUGUGUUACAAUGGUUAAUUGGUAUAAAUUGCUAGUGCGACUGAAAAAUGUAUAUAUGCAUUAUGCAACAGAGAACGAGCACAACAAUGAAAGGGAAGACAUUAUUUUCCUUGAUUAUGUUUCCAAAAGAAUAAUUAUAGUCAGUAGUCUAGUCUUGUGCUUUUUUGCUGUGCCUUGAUUUAGCCAUAAAAUUGAUAUAAAUAUUAAUUUAGUAUGUAGUACGCAAAACACCGUUUGGGCCAAAACAGGUUCAUUCCUUGUGUCAAACCACUUUUGGUUGCUUUUUAUGUUGUGUAUUUUUAUAUUAAAAAUCUUAACUAUAAAAAAUGCUUAGUUGGACCUUUAUGAAUGAUGCCAGUUUUUAUAUAUUUUAGUUAUAUGAAACAUCAUCCCAGUUAAAAAACAUUAUAAAAGCUUCUUAAUUCAGUACAUAGAUUCAGAUUGAGAUGUAUGUCAAUUAGUCAUUUUAAUUUUUAUUAUACAUCAAUACAAAGUUAUUUGUGUACUUUUGCCAUAUAUUAUAUUAUUUAUAUAUACGAAUGCACAGGCAGCUUAAAAUAGCUGAUAUGUGCAUAUCAAUGUCCUGCACUUGUGUUCUGUCCAUUCGUAAAAUGUUUGUCGAUUCGUGAUAUAUUGUUUUUUAUGUCAAGGUUUAACUAGAAUCUGAUAUUUUGUAAUGAGUGUCUAAAAAUAUUUCAUAACAAUCAAGGCCAUUACUUGUUGUACAAGAAAAUACAAUUCUUAACAUGUACUAAUCAAAAUUAUGUUUUGCAGUUCUUUUUAGGGCAAAUAUAGUAAGUUGUAAGCUGUGAUAUAUAGCUUGUAAAUACUAAUGCACAAGAUUGUAGAUUCUAUAUUCUCAAAAGUAAGCACAUCAUUUGAGAAACAUGUUUUUAUUGUUAAGUUUAAUUGUGUAUAGUUUUUCAUAUUCAGUCUACGGCGUAAGAUUGUGUUACUUGUACCAUUCGGGUGAGCUUUUCUAUUGUUAAAAAAAUCAUGGUUCCUUAUAAAUAGUAAAGAUCAUGGGCAAGCAGUAUGAUUGUUAAAUAAAAUAUUUUUAAAGGAAACAUUUGGACUUUGGACUGAGUAUAAAAUAUUAGUAAUUUUGUUUAAUGAAUAAAUAAUAAAAUGAAAA
Cydia strobilella is the source of this 3464-nucleotide messenger RNA. RefSeq names its product mitochondrial carrier protein Rim2 (gene Rim2). The transcript has 8 exons. The record is from RefSeq and is a predicted model, not a curated record. Gene Ontology annotation, biological process: pyrimidine nucleotide import into mitochondrion. Lineage: Eukaryota; Metazoa; Arthropoda; Insecta; Lepidoptera; Tortricidae. Gene Ontology annotation, cellular component: mitochondrion. Gene Ontology annotation, molecular function: pyrimidine nucleotide transmembrane transporter activity. The coding region runs from base 282 to 1379 and encodes 365 amino acids.